AUGCUGGCGUUCAGAGGACACAAGAAACAGAAAGUUCCAGAGCCGACAGGUAAAGAUGCUGUCAACUUUCGCAAGUUAUUGUUCCUCCCAAUAAACGAAACGGAAAAUCUGCUCUCGCAUGACGCAUGGGAGCGACUAGAUCUCCGUUGGUUAGAACUUAUGAAGAGAAAGAUGUUGCAAGCUUCAUGUGUUGCUCGAGGAUUGCCAAGUAAUGGCAACAAAUCUACAUUAAUUCAACGUCUUGCAGCUUCAUUAAGUGAGCAGCGAGAAGCAGAAAAUCGACAACAACAAGAAGAGGAAGAGGAUUAUGAGCGUCAAUUGGACAUGCUGGGUGGUGUAUGGUCGUUCGGAUCAGGCUUUGCUGGACAGCUCGGUCACGGGAAUCUAGAAUCAUCAACCCAUCCGAAACUUGUUAAAGACCUUCGAGGAUGUCGCAUUGCUCACGUUUACGCAGGCUUUGACUCGGACGUCGCCUUUGCUUUGAGUCGGACUGGAGACAUUUACGUCUGGGGGAAACGUUCGGGUCCUACUGGUCUUCCAUCUGUAGUAUUUUGUUCUGAACAUGCAGAUAACACUCACAAGAGUGAGAGUGAUAUAGACCUCAGCGAGAAUGAGCAAAAUGAUGAAGAGGAUUCCAAGAAGCUCACUGAUACAAUUAUUCAACCAGAUCAAGCACUUUUCGAACGAUGUGAAGACGAGCGAAAUGAAAGCAUUAAAUUGGAGAAUUGUACAAAGGAUAGAGUGGAAGAUAUUGUGCUUCCUGUAAAAUUAUCGACGCUUUGUGGCGAAGGUGUGAAGCAUAUUGCUGUCGGUCGAGUGCAUUGUUGUGCCGUGACAAAAGACGGAGACGUGUAUACAUGGGGACAGAAUGAUCACUGUCAACUAGGAGCUGAACCUAUUCAUAAUGUUUCGGAGGUGCUACUUAGAAAAGCACGACAUGGGAAUGAUUGUGUGGAGCCGCAAUUAUGGGAAAGCACCGUAUUGGAAACGUGUGUCAUUUCUAUUGUUGCUGUGGGUACGAAUCAUACAUUUGCGGUCACAGACAAAGGUGAAAUGAUGGCAUUUGGGGCCACAUACAAUACAAGAGAGCACUGUACUUUUGCUCGCAAUAUUGCAAAACUUCGAGUCUCCCAGAUCACUUGUGGCGCCUUACAUGCUGGCUUGGUAACUGAUGAAGGACAAGCAUAUACAUGGGGAAGUGGUGAUGGUGGCCGUCUUGGACAUGGAGAUAACAUGUCUUUUGUCCAUCCAAAGCUGGUCGAUGCAUUAAAGACUGAUAUUAUUGUGGAGCUAGCAUGUGCGUGCUGGCACACGGUGGCAAUUGUGUUGAUUCCACCAUUGUUGAAAGGCGGCAUGGUUUACACUUGGGGAAGUGGUCGGCUUGGACAGCUUGCGCAAGGAGGAAAACAAAUGUCGGCUCUUCCAGGUCUUGUAACGGACUUGCUUACCACGCAUGCACUGAUUAGAAAAGUGUGCGCGGGUAUGUACCAUAACGUGGCGCUAUCUGUCGAUGAUGAGGUAUUUACAUGGGGAAGUAACUUGAAUGGGUGUCUUGGAAGACCCAACGAAUUGAAAGAUUUAGAGGAGACGUUUUGUGCUGUUCCCGGUCGUGUGGAAGGCAUGGACAAUUUUAUUGGUCGACCAUGCUCUAUUGCUGCAGGUCGCGAAUUCACAUUGAUUGCCACUAAACCAUACAUUGGUCCAAGCCAAGAGGAAAUUCAGCGACAAAAAGAAGAAGAACAACAGCACAUUCAAAGCAUCAAACGCCAAAUGAAAGUCGUCGAUGACGAGAAGCGUGACCAAUUACAAAGAAUUCAGCAAUGUAAACAUGAAGUUAUUCUGGCAAAUUUAAAUGCAAAUUACCCGAGAUGCACAAUUUGCACCACAAGUCUCAUCUGUCCUGGUUUUCAGCCAAAUCCGGAUAAUCCGACCUUAUGCAAACAUUGCAUACACGACCAGCAUAAACAUCACGGGCAACUGCAAGCAAGUGACAGUCAUGUGACUUUACCAUUUCUAACACAAUCUGUGGAAAAAUUAGGCAUCCAAAUUGACUUUAGUCAUAUCGCAGAUAUUGGAUUGGAGGACGAGCUCGAAGCAUUGCUCGAUGAAAAGGAUUAG
Molecule: messenger RNA, 2118 nt
Organism: Plasmopara halstedii
Lineage: Eukaryota; Oomycota; Peronosporomycetes; Peronosporales; Peronosporaceae
Exons: 10
Coding region: 1-2118 (705 amino acids)
Source: RefSeq, a predicted model, not a curated record